UACGCCCGUGGAAAAUUGUCACCUCUCCAGCACGAUACAGUUCGUGACAUCAAGGCAGAAGUGCUGGCGGUGGAGAGAUACUGGUCAAAAAAGUUCUUACACCUUCUUUUGGUGAGCCUUUUGCCUUAAAAAAA
Molecule: messenger RNA, 134 nt
Organism: Porites evermanni
Lineage: Eukaryota; Metazoa; Cnidaria; Anthozoa; Scleractinia; Poritidae
Source: the annotation of a GenBank genome assembly